Messenger RNA from Pomacea canaliculata, 3553 nucleotides. RefSeq lists its product as uncharacterized. The transcript is spliced from 9 exons. NCBI's taxonomy places the organism in Eukaryota, Metazoa, Mollusca, Gastropoda, Architaenioglossa, Ampullariidae. Bases 515 to 1789 code for a protein of 424 amino acids. The record is from RefSeq and is a predicted model, not a curated record.
UGAUGACAACAGAAAGUACUUGCAGAAGACCAGGUUCUCGUUAUAUUGGUAUCAAGCGCUUUCACGACACUUAAACGUAUCUGACCCCGUCCUCCUUGACCUACGAACAUAUAACUUUACAACCUUCCUGGUUACAACGGGCAAUGAGUUUAUAAAUGGUAGAGGAAGCACAGGACAAAACAUUUUCAAACAGAUCCAAGAAAGAUCAUAACGGUGUGAUCAGGUGUUAGUAUCAAAGCAUGGCGCUGGUGCUUGGUGCCGUGACCACGAGUCUUGUGAUACUGCUGGUCUUGUGUUACAACGUGAACAGUAUCACUAUCUCGUGCUACAAUAAUGGCGUCAUAAGGCAGACAGAACAUUCCACGCCCUAUUCUUCUUGUAGCUACCUGUCUUUCAACAUGACGACAGUCAACUGGUUUCUCAUUUCACGUACCGGACAGACAGUAUCUCUUGCCACGUGCUCCAGAUCUGGUUCCUGUCAGAUACUGCAUCCGGUGAUCAGAAGCGCAUAUCGAUGGACAGGCAGGAAAUGGCAGGAACUCUGGUGUGCUCAGAAGUCUUUAGUAACAGCACCGUGUUGUCCGAUAACUGCACCCAGGACAUUGUUUAUCCAUUUCGAGUUGACGAUUUCAAUGUGACAACAAAUCUUCAAAAUUGGAGUCUGACUGCGGUAUUCACCACGUCGAAAGUCUUCUCUGCCUUGGGUUCUUAUUUCGUGGACAUUAGAGAGUACACCUCAGGGGGGUAUUACUUUAAUUUUUUAUCUCGACUUCCUCACGCUGUGUCUGAAACGUCUUUAAAACCAUACACCGACAAGCUGCUGUACUACAGGGGAACUUUAACGGUCACGUGGUCUCUUCCGGACAGGAGUGGUAACUAUUACUACGCUAGUGACAUCGUUCCAAAUGGACCAACAGAUUUUAAAAUUCAUCCAAAAAUAAGAGGUUGUAUUGUGAUAUCCGAGCCAUCUCCACCGACCACGAGUUGUUCUUUGACCUAUGUACCGGAAGUGGGUCCCAUCACCUGUCAGUGCAGCACUAAGUCGUUAGGAACUCCACCUGGCAGACUGCAGUGGCUUGUUGGGGAUGACGUCAUAGUAUCUGGGGGAUAUGGCGUCACGCAGCUACAGUUUCCCACGAACCGCGUGAACCGCUCGCACGAUGGCGUAGAAGUCUCGUGUCAACUGGACUGGGUGGUCAAGCAGCACGUGACUGUGGCGAGCAGUGUAGCGUAUGGUCCAAGAGAUGUCAGCAUCCAGGUCAUAUCCACCAACUGUGGGGUCACGGCGACCUGCACUGUGGAUGAGGUCAAACCAUUCACACCGGACAUGAUACAGUGGGGCGGUCUGUGUCGAGGUCAGCAGGGGGCAGUGUGUGUGUUCACCUCCCGUGGCGCGGUGGAUGAUGGGAAAGAGAUCACGUGCACAGUCACGAACAAUGCUAAUAACGGACACAGUGUCACCAGAAGUGUCAACGUCACGCUCACAGACUGUGUGUCUACUAGCAGCAUCCCUGUGAAGGACACCAUGGCGACUAGUGUAGGUGCGAGUGUGGGGGCAGCCCUCGGUGUGUCGGUGCUGGUGGUGUGUCUGGUGCUGGUCUUCUUGUGGAUUCACAGACGUCAUUCUGCAGCUGAAACGAGAAAUGAGUCAGUUGGGAGUCGAAAAGACUGCGAAGAAAACCACUAUUCCGGUCUAUUCGAAGGAUCGUCCAGUGAGACUAAUCAGCGUAACGCGAAACCAAGCACAAGGAACCCCGGGUUUGAACCUAAUGUGUAUCACAACACUUAGGCCCAGGCGCUGAUGUAUGAAACGUUGGAGGGAAAUUUUGAUGGUCAAUCUUGUGAUAUAUCUGUACCUCUAUCUAUAAUAUAGUUUAGACUGUUCUAUUCAAACUAUAUAUAUAUACACAGCUUUUAUUCCUCUCGCUUAACUAUAUAUAUAUAUGAGGAGUCCUUAGAGAAACUAAUGAAACUUUAGAAGUGAUGACAAUGACCAACUUUAUUUGUCCCAAUGACCAAUUUGAACUUGGGAAGGUGCUCUAGUCACAAAAAUAAAUAAAUAAAUAAAUAAAUAAAAAAAAGACAUAAAGUUCGUUGCAAGGUGCAGCGUUAAAAGAUGUCAACAGUGAAAAAUAUUAUCGCCUAUGUGAAAAAUAUUAGCAAAUUAAAAAAGGGCAAGUGACAAAUACACAGAAAUAAAACAGACAUCAAGGAUAUUCAUGUGCCCAUCUACAGUAUCUCUCUUACACCACUGAGAAUUCAUCUAAGGUUGAGCAGCUGGACUGCAGAUGCCAUACGAGUUCAGGUGCCUAUUGCUUUUUACAUACAGCCAUGGCAUAACGGGUACCUGAGCUUAAUAAUACAAAUUCUCUCGUUAGUACAUGUUCAGGUAUUGAAAAAGGUGUGAAACUUUCCUUACUAUUUGUUGGUCACAGAAAGAGGCAAAAUUCCUCUGUUUGAUAUCAAUUAUCUUCGAACAGAUGUGGACAAUAUUUAUCAGACUAUGCCUAACAUGGACAGAGAGAUUGCGAAACCAUCAUACAAACGAAAAAGAUAAAAUGACUGUUAAUAAACGGCUGGUACUAACAGCCUCAGAUUGUUUGACUAACUGGAAAAAAAAACUAUUUAGGUUAUGCAGAUGGUAUAUGAUUGUAAUUUUAAAACUUUCUUUCAACUCUUUUUCACUUUAAUUCCUCAUCGACUCUCUGCAUGCCAUAAAUUCAUUUCUUUUCCAUGUUUAAAUAAAAAUUGUGUGCAGAAAUAUUAGGACUGAACCAGUAAAAUGUUCUGGAGUGUUAUUCAAAAUAUUAAAAUAAAGUCAAGUGAAGAUUUUUUUCAGUUAUAACAAACUCUCCAUGAGUGUCAUCAGAGCUUAGAGAAACACAUUCUUUAAUGAAGACCAAUAAUUAAACACAAUUUUGUUGGAAGAGGAGAACCGCUCCGGCAUUCAGUGUAUCGUGCGCAAGAUUACCUCGUGCUUUAUUUUAGUGAUUACUAAUCACUCCGCGCAAUACUCGUGUCAUGGUCACACACUGAUACACGAAAAUCAUAACAAAGAGCAAUUCACUAGUCUCUAUUGUGAUACGCAACACAAACACCAACUUGUCAUAACCGAAAGCCGUGUCCAUGCUUACACUGUUCAGUCUGUAGGCCCACUCGUUGGUUUGGUUAGGUGUGUAUGUGUUUGUGUGUGUGUUUGUGUUUGUGUGUGUGUGUGCCACGCGAUCGUCAACAAAUAACACGGUGCAUGUAAUCUGAGCAUAGUACAGUCAUUGCAAAUUAGCUAAACAGCAACAGCCCGAGCGGUUUUACCAGUUUCACGAACAAAGAAACUAUCUUGGGAUCGAGGGACUGAUGUUGACAAGGGCAGACAUGUCAGGUGGAUUCAAGCUCCAGCCUUCUGCCUAGUGGAGCGUGGCGAUUGAUAAACACAGCCACAGCUCUACACACACUCACACCCCGCCCUACCACAGGUGUCGAGGUGCAGACUCAUGCUUGGCCUCCUUACGUCCUGGUCGGGGUGUGUACUCCAACAGUUAAACACGUCGCAAAA